UGAGCCCAAUACAAUGAGUCGCUGUUGUGGCACUGGAAGAAUUGGCAACUAAUGACUGUCUGGAUGGAACCCACAUUUUUCAAUAAGUAUUCGUUGCUAAAGACUGGAAACGGUAAUAAUAAAGACGUUCAUAUCAUUUAACAUUAUUGCAAAAAAACUCUCUUUUUGAUUUACCGAUAUGACAGUUUUCAAGUACUCUUCACAAAACACACGGCACCGAAGAACAGUUUUGUUUUAAACAAGUUGUGAGCACAGUUAUUUUAACAUUACGGAUAUUUAUGGGACAUUAGUAGUUUUGUGGUCGCGAUGUCUCCAAUUUUAAUUCUCUUGUUAAUCACUGUAGCAAGUGGUGUUCCAAUAAAUAUGGUCCAGAAAGCAGCAGAUAACGACUUUGAGAAACUUGAUAAUUAUUUGCCGAAAGUUGGAGAUUUCCCCAAAUUUCAUUAUUCUACCUUUGGGGGAAACACCGGGAGUGAUGAGGAAUUAACCAACGUGAUUGAAUUCAAAAGCAAGGAAAAUGCUAAAAGUUUGGGGAGUGUUAUGGACUUUGUCAAAGACGGUGCGUCUGCUGGCGUGGACUUGCUAAAAGACGUCGGCAGUGUGAUCAUAUCAACUUUGCACCCUGAAACCACGACGGAACAAGAAACUACAACGGUACCAUAUGAAGCCACCACAGAAUUGGAAAUUACGACAAAAAAUUUUGAUCAGUUGGAUCCAGUUUUUCUGGAAAAUGUUGACGACAAUACGAAUCGAACAAUAAGACAAGACGGCGACGACGACAAUGACGUGGAAGUCGAUAAAGACAAAAGUAACGAUAAAGAAAAAGAAAGCCAGGAGAGUGAUGAAGAGGAGGAAGAUCAGAAUAUGAUCACUGGCCUGCUUUCGGCGUUUUUGAGCGGAUUAAGUCGACCCGACGGUAGUGUCGACGUUGAGGCAAUUACCGGACUGUUGGGAAGUCUCAGUACUCAAAACCCUGACGGUACUUACGAUUUCAACGGCUUGACCGAGCUUUUGAUGAGCUUUUUUGGGGGAGGAGGCGAGGAAGGGGGCGGUUCCGACUUUGGUGCUUUUUUAGGAGGUCUACUUGGAGCUUUUAUUAAAGGAGUCGCCCAACCUCCAGGAGCGAAAGGAUCUGGGAUUUUCGUUGGAAACCUUCUAACAGGAAUUUUGCCAGCCUUGAGUGGACCGGCACCCACCGAGGAGGGCCAGACCGAGAAGCCGCAGCCCCCUUUGGACUCCGGGGGCUUCCUGGGGGGCCUGCUCUCCUCGAUUGCCGGAAGCAGCGGCAGUUUCAGCGCUGGGAGCAGCGGAGGCAAUAAUAACGCCAACGGCGGGGGUGGCGGCUCCAAGUUUUCACUUUUCAAGGCGAUUUUUUCGAUGAUUACGUCAGUUUUUUCGUCAUCUUCGGCGGCACAUUAGACAUGUGGGGCUGUACUUUUUAAUAAAUUAUUCCCAAGUGCAAUUAAUCAUUUUUUUAUUUAUUGAUUGAUGCUGUGAAGUUUUUAUUUAGUCAUGAAUAUGGAACAUAAAUCUACAAUAAAUAAUAUGUUGAAUA
Messenger RNA from Tribolium castaneum (red flour beetle), 1555 nucleotides. RefSeq lists its product as uncharacterized. Bases 307 to 1419 code for a protein of 370 amino acids. The record is from RefSeq and is a predicted model, not a curated record. The transcript is spliced from 10 exons. Lineage: Eukaryota; Metazoa; Arthropoda; Insecta; Coleoptera; Tenebrionidae.